Messenger RNA from Ceraceosorus guamensis, 530 nucleotides. RefSeq lists its product as hypothetical. NCBI's taxonomy places the organism in Eukaryota, Fungi, Basidiomycota, Exobasidiomycetes, Ceraceosorales, Ceraceosoraceae. The record is from RefSeq and is a predicted model, not a curated record. Bases 51 to 386 code for a protein of 111 amino acids. The transcript has a single exon.
CUUCUCUCGUGCGCCUUGUUCAAGAAUCUUGAAUUGCGUGCCGCUGAAGCAUGACGUCACGUGACCCUCAAGUGUCAGUGCGCGUAGUUGAGUCCACCUCGCUGCGCGCGCUGCUGCUGCUGCUGCUGCUGCUGCUUGUGCACCCAAACAUAUGCUGUGAGAAUGCAGCCAGAUAUUCCCUCGAGAUCCCUCGGCUCUACAUCGACCUGUCCAAGAUCCCUCGCUCGCGCUCCCGCAACCCUCGAACCGAUUCAGCAUGUGCUUUUCCCGCUCUGCGCCGGGCGCUCCACCCAUGGGCGGCUUUUGGUUGGAGGACUUGCGAUGAACCCUCCUCUACUCCAAUCAAAAUGUCUUCCGCCUCUCGACAGCGCGCGCCUCCUGCAUGACCGUAUCUUAGUGUCGAAUGAGAUUGUUGUAGUACAUUGGCAAAGAUGAAAGUACAGACGAGUCAGAGCCAAAUGAAGCUCACAUAUUCCCAGUCGACGGAUCAUUCGCAGCCGUCAAAAGCCCACGUGUAGCCUCUCGCAAUA